Lucilia cuprina (Australian sheep blowfly) is the source of this 3256-nucleotide messenger RNA. Its product is annotated as myotubularin-related protein 10-B. The coding region runs from base 553 to 2943 and encodes 796 amino acids. The transcript is spliced from 3 exons. The record is from RefSeq and is a predicted model, not a curated record. Lineage: Eukaryota; Metazoa; Arthropoda; Insecta; Diptera; Calliphoridae.
GCAACUCUUUUCGCAGACACAGCAACAAAGUGGAAAAAAUAUAAAAAAAUUAAAAAUAAUCAAGAAAAAUUAUUAAAAAUAUUUAGUAAAUAAUUAUUUAAACAAAUAAAAGUGUUGAAAGUAAAGUUUAAACUUAAAAUAAUGGCUUUGUUGUUAUAAAGUCUAGCAGAGAGCAAGAAAGCGAAAAAAACGUAAAUAAUAGAAAUGAGCAGACAAUAAGUUUUUUUUCUUGCUUUUUACUAAAUUUUUAUCAACAAUUUAACAAUAGAAAAGAAGAACAAAAAUUUAUCUAUUUUUUUGGGCAGUAGUCUACUUUUUUAUGCAGCCAGCAGCGAACAACAAUAAAAACAACGUUUCUAACUAACUACCGGAUAUAAAAAUUAAUUAUUUAUGCUGAUCACAUUUGCCAGAGUCAAGUUUAUUUGCUAACUUUUUGGUGCAGCCGAGGGUUUUGUGUGUGUUUGUCUGCCGGAGCAGGGUGUUGCAGCUGAACAACAACAACUUUUGUUAUUAAACUGUUACAUUAUUGUUAGAAAAAAAUUAACCCAAAUAAUGUCUGCCACAAUGUCCGAUCAACGUAAACGUAAUACCUUUACCAGUUACGUUGCCCCGCCGGCCGGAGAUGUUUCCUCUUUGAUGGGUGAUGAUGAAUGGUGUAUACCCAGUGAUAUGCGUGAUGUACACAUGUCUCAGCCUCGUUUACUGGCCCAUGAAUUGGUAGUGGCCUCGGCUCCUGCUUAUUUAUACACUACCAUAUCCCCGGUGGAUACUAAUUUAGAAAUGAAUUGUGCUAGAAACUCUAAGGAAGCGGUAUUUGGUUUAUUAAGUGUUACCAACUUUAAAUUAUCAUUUGUGCCUCAUCAACGUGAUGCUGCUACAGUUAGCCUCAGCAAUUUGGGCCAAGAACAUUUGCUGUUGGCCAGACAUGAUAUUACCCUCAAUAAUAUCGAUCAUGUUUACCAGGUGGCGGAGACGGGAAGAGCUGUUAGUGCCUUGCCGGGUAAUGCUGGACGUCGGAGAAAAAAACUAGAUGCCCAGCAGAAACUAAUGAACGGCCGCAUAGCUGCUUUGCAUAUAAUUUGUAAAAAUUUUCGUUUAAUGAAAUUUGGUUUUCAAUAUUCUAAAGGUGGUCGUGAUUGGGGCAAAUUAAUAGCCUCUGCUUUGGCACGUUUUGCCUUUCCCACACGUCAUGAUUUAAGUUUUGCCUUUUGCUAUAAGGAGCCUUACUAUUCGACUUUAUCCAAAACCUCGGUCAGUAUGUAUAAUACAAAAAACGAUUGGGCUAGAGAGCUUAUAAGAUGUGGCUCUACCAACUGGCAGGUGGUUAGCUGUGAUUCUGUGCCUCUUAUACAGGCGGAACGUAUAACAGCACGCUAUACUCUACCGCCACAUUUCGUCAUACCCAAGGCUUGUGAUAUAGAAAAGUUUUUGAAUUUAUCACGAGCCUUUUGGGAUUCUCGUGCUGCUUUUUGGGUUUAUGGUUAUGGCAAUGCUUCAUUGGUACGUUUGGCUGAGUUGAAACCCUCGAAUCAACAGGAUACUACUUUGGAGAAUAUUAUGCUGGAGGUGGUGCGUUCGGCUAAUGAUGAAAAGAAGUUACAUUUGUUACAUUUAACCGAUCAUUUACCUUCGAUACAAGAUGUUCUGAAAGCCUAUCAAAAACUACGAAGGCUAUGCUGUCCAGAAACGGCCCAACAUUUUGUGUUAGAAGAUUCGAAAUUUCUCUCGUUACUCGAAAAAUCCAAUUGGUUGUUUUACUCUUCCUUAUGUCUACGUUAUGCUUGUGUGGCGGCCGAGAAACUAAGAGAAGGUGUUUCUUGUGUUCUACAAGAAUCCAAUGGCCGUGACUUAUGCUGCAUUAUUUCGUCUUUAACACAAAUAAUUCUCGAUCCUUUAUACCGUUCCAUAGAUGGUUUCCAGUCGUUGAUACAAAAAGAAUGGGUGGCUUUGGAGCAUCCUUUUCAACGGCGCUUAGGGCAUGUGCGUUUGCCUGCCGAUUCCACUGUCCUACAAGAAGAGAGUCCUGUGUUUUUGCUUUUCCUCGAUUCAGUUUGGCAAUUACUGCAACAAUUUCCCGAUGAAUUUGAAUUCUCUCAAACCUACUUAACCACUCUGUGGGAUUCUUGCUUCAUGCCCAUUUUCGAUACCUUCCAAUUCGAUACAAAUGCCGAGCGUCUUAAGGCUCUUAAGGAGAACAAAUUGGUAUUGCGCCCCGUCUGGGAUUGGUCGGAACAAUUUUUGGAAAAGGAUAAACUCUUCUUUAACAAUCCCUUCUAUCAAAAGCAAAAACAGGAAUUGCCCUGUAGACGUUCUAUAGCUAUACCGGCUGGUGCUGUUAUGCUGCCGGGUCUGGCCAAACCUGGCCUACAGCUAAAUCUUCCCCAACAUCAACGCAACACUAUGGUUCCUCAGAAUUUCAUAGCCAAAUCUUCUAUACCCAAAGAUAGAUAUUUACUACCCGAACAUCGCAUGUCUUCUCUCCAAAUCUGGGAACAGUGCUAUUAUCGUUUUAUGCCCAUUCUAGAAAUCAAACGUGGUGGUUUUCCCCAAAUCGAACUACAACAUCGACUAUUACUGAGUAACAUAGGGAAAUUACAACGUUGUCUCGAACUGCAAGAGUACGACGAUUUGCCAGAUGUAUACUACGAUUUAACGAAAGAACCCAAACCUUCGGUGAGUCAAGAGAGAAGAUCCUCUCAAACUACGUCCACAGAUGGUGUAGAAUUCAUAGAAGGUGUAGAACGCCGCAGACGUUCUUCUUUGGCUGGUGGAGCUUCGGUUACAGCGGCCGAUGCUGGUGUAGCCUCUAUUCUGCCCGAAAUAUCUUCCUUCUUUCCGUUUAGCAAUAAUACGGGUGAAACGCAACAAUUACAUGAUAUUUUAUCCAGUAGUCAGGAAUUUUUAUUGGAAGGUUCCAUUAUGGAUCGUUUAUCGAUUGCCUAGCAUAAGGAUCAGGCCUUAACAUUGGCCGAGGUACAGGAAGAAGAGAACAGUGCCCUUUAGUAGUUGUGAGAACAAUAAUAAUAAUAAUAUAAACAAGGAUAAGAAAAAGAUCAUUUGUUACCUGUUUCUGGUUUAAAACUUUGGUGUAAACAAAAUAAAAACUCAAUAAAACGUUUAAAACAAAUCAACUUGUUCUUCAAAAGCCAAAAUUAUUUAAAAUAUAACUUCAAUUUCAAAGCUAUUAUAAACUAAACUACAUACUAAAGCUUAAUUAAAAAAAUAAACUAAAAUUAAAAAAAAGCUUUUAAACGUU